UAACGUUGAGGCCGUCUCACCGAGCACACUACCUUGGAGUGUGCUCGGUGAGACGGGAGGGCAGGAGGAGGUGGAGAGAAAAGAGGAAGCGGAGAGCAUGAGGAGGGUAGGAGUAGGAGGAUAAAGAGAAAGCUGAUGAAGAAGAAGAUAAUGACGAGGUGGUGGAGUUGGAGGGUGGAUGCCAUCUCGACUAACUGUCAACUCGUCUCUUCUCGUUCACAGCGCCUCUUCCACCCGGGGGAGGCCGUGCUGGGGAGCGGCUCGCGAGGCGAUGUAGGGGGCAGGAGCCCCCCCCCACUACCACCACCACCACCACCACCUACCCCCUCUCUCUGUCGAGUCAUGAAGUCGGUGAGCGCCGGCGUCGGGGUGAGCCACGUGAUGCCUGAGUCGUCCCCGCCGCUGGGCGCGCAGCUCCUGAGUGAGCGGUAUCGGAAUCAUCACCACGUGCGACCUCACUUCGGCGAGGGUCUGCGUGGAGGAGAGUCGCGGAUGGAGGAGAGGGAGGCCCCCAGGUCGUGGCUGGAAGUUCGGGGCAGCCUCGCCAAACGCGACGCCGUCGGCGGGACGGGCGGCGCCAGCCACGCCGGCUCCAUCAUGGCCGGAAAGCUCUCCCUGGGAAUGCUCCCGCUGGCACUGCACUUCGAGGAGGGUCAGAUGAGAUCCUUGCACCACCACCACCACCAGCAGCAGCAACAGCAGCAGCAACAUCAUCAUCAGCAGCAGCAGCAUCAACAUCACCAGCUCGGCGGUGGCGGCGGCAUCGUCGGAGGUGGCGCUGGCGGAGACGCGAGGGCGGAAUCGGCGCCUGCCGCCGAAGACCCGAAGAAGGCCCGGAAAUACCCGUGCCGGAUCUGCGGCAAGCGGUUCCGCUUCAACAGCGUGCUGUCGCUGCACAUGCGCACGCACACGGGCGAGAAGCCCUUCAAGUGCCCCUACUGCGACCACCGCGCAGCGCAGAAGGGCAACCUCAAGAUCCACAUGCGCACGCACACGCGGGCGGGCGCGGCCGACGCGGCCGCCGGCCCUUCCGCCCCCGGCGUCUUUGCCGGCGCCCGCGGCGGUGGCGCCGGCCCGCCGGGCGGGUCGCCUCUCCUGUGCAAGGCGGAGGGCGGCGAUGGCAGCCGCCUGCUCAUGGAGCUGGAGGAGAGGGCGGUGCUCAGGGACCUGCAGCUCAGGGGCGGCGCCGGCGCCCCCUCCGUGGCCGCGGGCGAUGCGGAGCAAGUGCCGGGCGAGGGCGACGGCACCGCGGCCGAGCGGGGGGAGGAAGGCGCCGCCGCCGCCGUCGCCGCCGCCGCCGCGCCCGCGGGCCACCGCUGCUCCUUCUGCAAGGGCAAGUUCCGGAAGCGCGCCGAGCUGGAGCGCCACAUCGGCAUCCUGCACAAGCCCUACCGCUGCUCGCUCUGCCAGUUUGCGGCCGCCCGCCAGGACGAGCUGGCGCGCCACGUGGACGGCGCCCACUGCGCCAGCGUGGAAACCUCCGCCGGCGCCGGCGUCGCCGCGGCGGCGGCGGCGUCGGCGGCGAGCGAGGUGCGCUGCGAGGAGUGCGGCCAGACGUUCGCUCAGGUGUGGUUCCUCAAGGCGCACAUGCGCAAGCACAAGGGCUCGCUGGACCACGCCUGCACCGUGUGCGGGCGCCGCUUCAAGGAGCCCUGGUUCCUUAAGAACCACAUGAAGGUGCACACCAACAACGCCAGCAAGCUCGCCAAGAUCAUCGGCGCUUCCGCCUCCGCCGCGAACUCCUCAACCGCCAAGGGCUGCUCGCCGCUCGCGGUCGCCGUUCGCCGGCAGCGACCGGCGGCGGCGCCGCAGCCCCCGCCGUCGUCGUCGACGCCGGACGGUCCGCCGGCCGCGACCAGCGACGCGGCGCAGGACGGCGCGACGGCGCGAGCGCGAGCGUCGCCCUACGAGACGUGCGCCACCUGCGGCUUCCUCUUCCCAGACCGCGCCAGCCUGGCGCGCCACCGCAAGCUGCACGCGCGCUCCGACGAGAUGAUGGCGAUGGCGACGGCGGUGGAACGCGUCCGCCAGGAGGACGACGAGGAGGAGGAGGAGCGGCGGCGACCGCGGCAGCAGCGGCAGCAGCAGCCCGGGCUGCAAGCGGAGCACGCGGCCAAGAGGUCGUUCCUGGGGAGCCUGGAGCUGGCGCCGCCGUCGGCGAGCGACGGAGCCGGGCGGCGCGAGGCGGCGUCGUGUGCCCGCGCCGUCGAGUCGGAGCCCGCCGAGAGCUACCAGGCGUGGCGGCCGCACGCGAGGGGCGCCGCGGCCGAGACGCGCUUCCGCGAGAACGCGCCGGACGGCGGCGUGGGCGGCGGCGCGGGAGGAGGGGGGCAGCCGGACCGCGGGGACGUGGACGGCAGGGCGAGGAAGAGGGAGCGCGACUCGGACGAGAGCCCGCGGCCCAAACGGCGCGGCUCGCGGGCCGGGUCGGAGGGCGAGGAACUCCCGGCCGGCGCGGGGGCCGGCGACGACGGCGGCGGCGGCGGCGGCGGAGCGGACGGGAGGACCGGCGGCAGAGGAUUCGGAAUCGGCUUCAAAUCCCCCGCGUGGCACGAGGCUCGCCGCGGAGACCGCCGGCGAAACUCGCGAUGCCACGAGCCGCUCGGUGCCCGCUCCCGGCCAACGCGACACCGGAAUCAGCAGCGUCGCCACCGCCGGCAGCAGCGGAGCGGAAGCGACUGCGGGAGCUUCGGGGAGAGCGGGGGGAGCUGCAGUCCCGUGGGGGGGGGCGAGGAGGAGGAGGGGGCGGCGGGCGCCGGCACGAGCAGCGACGCCGACUCCGUCUACGCCAGCGGCACCAGCAGCCCCGCGCCGCCGGACUCCCCGCGACACGCCGAGUGCCGAGCCGCGGCCGCCACGGAGGAGGAGGAGGAGGGGGAGGGGGAGCACCACGCCGAGUCACCGUCGCCCACGUCAGAGCUGAGCGACGAGGUGUUGCGCCUGCUGGGGGAUGGGCAGCAGCUGCAGCACAGCAACAAGGACAGGGAUCGGGGGUCACGGACGGAGAGGGACUGCCCCUUCUGCGCGAAGACGUUCCGCUCCUCGCACCACCUGAAGGUUCACCUACGCACGCACACAGGGGAGCGUCCGUACAAGUGCCCGCACUGCGAGUACGCGGGGACCCAGUCCUCCUCCCUCAAGUACCACCUGGGCCACUACCACCGCUCGGCGGCCCCGCAAAGCACCGCUUCGCUCAAGGCCCUGCUCGCCCUCAACCACCAGGCCCCGGUGACCGCCGCCGUCGCCUCGGCAGCCGCUUCCGCCGUCUCGCCGCGCGGAGCCGCCACCGGUUGCAGCAACUCCUGCUCCUCGUCGACGUCGACGUCACCGUACCGCGACGCGGCCGGCUUUCGAAGGAGCCUGCCGGUGCCGGCGUUCGACGGCGAAGCCAGGACGGCGGGGCAGUUCCGGCCGCUGGGCUUCCUCGAGCGCAAGUUGGUGGCGGCGGUGGUGGGCGGCAACGGCGGCGGCGGCGCUGCUCACGGCUCGGAGAAUGGCGGUGCUGGCGCUGCCGCUGCCCGCGGCGCUGACGGGCUCGGCGGAGUUCUCCGUGGCGCCGCCGGCACGGCCGCCGCUGCCGGUGGCGGCGCUCGGUGUUUCCGCGCCGCCCAGGUGUUCUCGGCCGAGCAGUGGAACAGCGAGCGCCGGUGCCAGCGGCGCGCCGACGGCCUUCAGCACGAGCCGCUCGACCUCUCGGUGAAACCACGCUGGGUCGCCAGGCCGCCGCGGCAUCCGAUCACCGAGCACCCGCACGCACCGCCGCCGGCGCCGCCGCCGCCACCGCCGCCGGCAAGGAGCUACCGCGCUAUCGCCACCGGUGCCAGCACGGCGCUGCCGUCGUCGAGAGCCGACGAGUCGAGGCCCCGCGUCUCUUCCGCCGCCGCCAAUGUCACGUCCGGGCGGACAGGCCCCCCACUGCUGAGCUCCGGCGAAAGCUCCGGCACACGCGGGCCACUCGCCGCGACGCCGGCUGGCCGCACGGGCCCGCCCCCGCUCAUGAAGGCCCGGUACUGCCCCCCGCUGGCCCGGCACGACUGCGAAAUGGGCGGUGGCCGCGAUGCUUACGGUAGCGGUGGUGGUGUUUACGGGGCCGGUGGUGGCGGCGGCGGUGGUGGCGGUGGCGCUGGCGGUAACAGGAGUGUCGUUGGCAAACCAAACGGCGCGCUGUGUGGCAGGCAGGGCGAUGCGGCCGCCCUUGCGGAAUUCUCCCGGCAGCUGGGCCUCCUCUCCGCCCCGGCGCGCACGGCGCAGAAGCCGUCGUCGCUGUCCUCCCCUUCCUCCUCUUCCUCCUCCUCUUCUUCCUCAUCCACGUCAUCGCCGCCAUCGAUCACGGGACGCAAGGACGAGGAGGAGGAGUCGGCGGCUGCGACGUCGAAGGCGCCAGCGACGGAGGCUUCAUCAGCAGUGCCGUCGUUGGAGACUUCGGCCUGUGCCCGAGCCGUGAUGGGGGAGCAGCAGCAGCACGAGGAGCAGCAGCAGCAGCAGCAGCAGAGUGAGGGGAGAGUGAGUGGCCUGGACAAGACGUGGGAGUGGCUGCGCUCGAGUCUGCCCAGCCUGGCCGGCCUGGAGAUCCCCACACGCUGGGUGCUGGAGGCGGCGGCGGUGGCAGCAGCCGGAGGAGGAGGCGGAGGGGGUGAAGGAGGGGGAGCAGCUGCGAGCGAACAGGACGGAGUGGACGGAUCUCUGUACUUGUCCAGCGAAGGUGAGCGCCGCUACCGAUGCCUCUUCUGCUCGUACGGCGCCUCGCAGAAGGGCAACCUGAAGACUCACGUGCGCAGCGUCCACCACGUGACCUUCGACCCCUCGCUCUACCCGGACCGCCGCUUUAAUCGCUGCCGCCUGGGGGAUCGCCCCCCCCUCCCCUGCCUCCCCGGCCCCCACCCCGGCCCCCAUCCCGGCCCCCACCCCGGCCCCCACCCCGGCAUGUACACCCCGGAUGGACCCUCCGAGCGCGGCGGUGGACUUCAUCAGCGGGAGGCUGCGGCUGCGUCGACGGUGGUGACGGCAGCAGCCUCCCAGGAGGAGUUGCGUGACCCCGAUGACGACGAUGGCGGUGAUGGUGGUGGCCGUGGUGAUGGUGGUGGCCGUGGUGAUGGUGGUGGCCGUGGUGAUGGUGGUGGCCGUGGUGAUGGUGGUGGCCGUGGUGAUGGUGGUGGCCGUGGUGAUGGUGGCGGAAGAUGCUUUGUGGAGGUGAAGGUUGUAGGUUUAAAAGCAGGGUCAUUGAAUGGACCUGAUUCGUGCGGUAGUGGUGGUGGUGGUGACGAGCCAGGAAAGAAGGAGGAUGAAGAGGAGAUUCAGGAAGAGGUUCAAGACGAGGGGGAAGGGGUUCAGGAAGAUGAUGAAGAGGAGGAGGUUGAAGAUGAGAAAGUGGAGAGCGAAGAGCAGGAAGAAGACAUUGAGGAGGAGGAGGAAGAGGAGCUGGACGCUGAGAAGGAUGAUGGUGACGAGGAGGUUGAAGCUGCCGCAUGGACAAGUGAUGCAACUCUAGCCCACGCUGAGAAAGAUGAUGUGGGUGACCGUGAUGAUGAUGAAGAAGAUGAUGAUGAUGAUGGUGCUGCCGACGCCGACGAGGGAGGAGUGACGCACGCGAGUUUUGGCGCGCGCCACGCAGACUGACGUCGAGACGCGGGCCUCUGGGGUGCCGUCGAUGAGUCUUGCGGACAUGAAGAGGAGGAGGAGGGGGUGGUGGUGGUGGUGGGAACUCUGCAGCAAACUUUUCUUCACGGAUGCCCCCGGUUCUUCCGUGGACGCUACGCGAAUAUCGAUUUCGUAACCGAGUUAGUUUUUUUUAAUUAAAGAUUCAGCCGCGCGAUAACGAUCUAUUUGUUGUUGUUGUUGCUGUGAAGCCCUCCACCACCAGGCACGGCCAGACAUUAAAUAAUAAGUAUUGUCGUGUCCAUUUUCACAGCAGAGUUGAGCGGUUAGACAGGCGACGCCUUCCUUGAACCUGCGUCAAGCAUCGUCAGAUGAGGUUGGAGACCCAGGAAGGCACACAUUGUUUUGCCCUCUUUCUGACACUACAUUUUUUUUCCCGGCUUUUGGUUGGCGUGAGAAAAAUGUUUCUCUUUUGACGUGCUGGCGGCGACUUGACCGCUGCUGUGAUCGCUCGCACACCAAUGUGUACAUUUCAUUUGUUUUCAGGCUGCGUUGCGUGGUGGAGGGUCUUCACGACACAACAUCUGGCCACGUCAAUUGGGCGGUGGGUCCAAUUGCCCUCCUCUCUUCCUCCGCCCCCCCCCCCCCCCCUCACGAAUCUUGAUGAUGACUGUGACAAAAAACCUUCCGAGCGUUAAGUUCAAUAGCGUUGUCUCGAGCUCACCAUCAUCAGCAGUAGCAUCAUCAAACGCUGCCGUAUUACAUGUCUGUACAGUGAGCCGACGUUUCGGGUGAUGGGCCAUUUUCAGGGGACGGAUGAAGGCGUUUCUCAGAGAAGUCAAUUAUAUCGGCUCUUAAAAACACAAUAAAACAAAAAACUGAACGGAGUUCGUUGGUUCCACUAAAAGGGGUUUGAUGUCUUGCUUUCUGGAUAACUUGAGGCAGGGGCAGAACGUGACAUCCGUUGUGGUAGACUGGACGUGGUGGUAUGCGUGGGGGUGCGGGUAUUAUUUUGUGGCAGAUGUGAAGCCCUCGCUGGUCCUAACCAUUUAAAUUUGUUGUAGCCACAUUGUGGGCGCAUCGCCUUAUAAAGAAAUGAAGAUAAUGGAUAAAAAAACCCAUGUUGCAUUGGAAAUAAUAAUAGACGAUUUUAUGUGAUCAAAAUGAUUCAGUUAAUAUUAAUCGAUUUUUGGAAAUAAUUAAAAAAAGAUCGAAUGUUAAAAAACCCCCAUCUAGUUAAAGUAAACUUCGAUUUUAAAGAAAUCUAUUUUUUUUAAUAUCCAGUUGUGUGCGGCGUCACACGAUGCACCGAUACUCGUGCGUCAUUAUCCGUUAUUUAAAUUAUAUGCAAAUGAUGUGUAAAGUAUAUACACAUGAUAUGCUAAUUUUCUGCUCAUUGCACCGUGCAAACUAAUCGAACGAACAGAACGAGACGCGGGGGGGGGGGGGGGGGAGGGAAUCAUCGGCAAAUGGAGCAAAUAUGAAUUAUGGAACAAACCCAUUAUCAAUAGUUUAACCAUUAUCGAUUCGUGACCCCGUGUGACCCCGAAUCACCGUAACUCAGUAAGUCACUCGGGAGGGGAAUGGUUCCAUAUGGAGAGGAAUGUGACCAGGGAUUUACUUUCUCCUGCGAUGUUUUCCAGAGCUCUGUCCCGGGCGGCUCCAUCUGAAAUUAACCCCCUCCCACUGCUCACCCCCCUCCCCUCCGACUGCGUCACGAGUCAAGGAAUUGUCACGAUGCGAUACGACAAAAAAUACAUUGUAGCGAAAGUAGCUUCCUCUAGUAGCUGAAGAGGUUGCCAUGAACCCAUUAGCUACAACGUCUACGAAUCGAAAGCCAUUGAUUCGCGAGCUUUUAAUUCUCGACCGCCUUCAACCAAACCAGCGUGGUGAAGUAUGGCGAAAUAAUGCCCCCUCCCCCGCGACACGCACAUGAGCACACAAGCAUAGAACACGAUUGUGAGAUUGUCUAAUUCAUAUGGGCGGUGUUUGGUGAUGAUGAUGAUGGUGAAGGUGGUAACGGCAGUAGUAAAGUAUUUAAUCCCCUUUUGCCCUCUUAUAAUCAAUUAAUUACAUUUCAGCAGGAGCUGCCCGGGGCUGAGUUCCGGAAAGAUCCCUCCCCCGACACGAGAUAUGAAGCCCUUUUUACACCCCUCCUACCCCCCACGUACCCCCCCCCCCCCCCCCCACUCAUUCACCUCCCACCCACCUCCAAAAAGACCACAAUCAACUUAGAGCAAUUUUGGAGCAAUUGUUGCCGGCAAUUGACAAGUCCAGGACCCCUCCUCCCCCACCCCCACGGCACGAGGCCACGUGGGCCACGCGCAAGCUGCGGCUUCAUUCCAGACGAACCGUGGCGGUCUCGCGUUGAGGCCCGACCAUUUAGAGACGGCCAGAAAAAAACAUCGAUUGUGUUUUUGUUUGUUUAUCCGUCACUGCUAAGUAAGCAUCGUGGCCACACUCAUCGGGUGCCAGAGUGCAGGGGUGGGUCGGGUUGGGCACCGUGUGUCUAAUUUAACAAAAAGUAAGGACAUCAAAAGCGAACGUUUUCCACCUUCACAUAUCCGUCUCUCCCACUCACGUCUUGAAUAAAACUUACGAAAAUGUU
Petromyzon marinus (sea lamprey) is the source of this 8203-nucleotide messenger RNA. The record is from RefSeq and is a predicted model, not a curated record. NCBI's taxonomy places the organism in Eukaryota, Metazoa, Chordata, Hyperoartia, Petromyzontiformes, Petromyzontidae.